CGAGUUCCGUUAUCCCCGACUCGGAUACGUCGUCGCCUCCCUCGUUGGCUCUCGGCGUCUCUUCAUACCUACGGAGAGGCGAGAGAACGAGGUCGAGACUUCUUCGGCGGCAGCGGCGGCACCAAUGGAUCCGGACGCUGUUGCGAAGGCGUUCGUGGAUCACUACUACCGGACGUUCGACGGGAACCGGGUGGCGCUGGGGGGGCUUUACCAGGACGCCUCCAUGCUGACCUUCGAGGGCGUCAAGAUCCAGGGCGCAGCGGCCAUCGUCGCCAAGCUCACCUCCCUCCCCUUCCAGCAGUGCGUCCACGCCAUCUCCACCGUCGACUGCCAGCCCUCGGGCCCCGCCGGCGGUGUGCUCGUCUUCGUCAGCGGCUCCCUCCAGCUCGCCGGGGAAUCGCACACUCUCAAGUUCAGCCAGAUGUUUCACCUAAUGCCAACACCUCAGGGAAGCUUCUAUGUGCUCAAUGAUGUAUUCCGUCUGAAUUAUGCCUGAUGAAUCUAUAAAACUACUAUAACUCGAAGGCCGCAGUCGAGUGGAACAUGGUAUGCUUCUCUACCUAUGGACUUUGAUUUCGAGGAGUUUCUUUUUUCUCCUUAUAUGGUCAGUUGUUUUGUUUUUCUUUCUGGUCUGUCGGAUGGUUGAAAAUGGUUUUAAAACUUUUUAAGUAUUCAAAUGGUGAGGUCUGAUGAUUUCUAUGUGUACGGCUCGCUUGGAUGGUAUAAACCUGUCGCAUUAAUUUGCGGAUUAGUCAUGAAUCUACUGUUUUUUUUUU
This is a messenger RNA of Musa acuminata AAA Group (dessert banana), 776 nucleotides long. Its product is annotated as nuclear transport factor 2B. The record is from RefSeq and is a predicted model, not a curated record. Gene Ontology annotation, cellular component: nuclear pore central transport channel. Gene Ontology annotation, biological process: nucleocytoplasmic transport. The transcript has 2 exons. Bases 125 to 496 code for a protein of 123 amino acids. Lineage: Eukaryota; Viridiplantae; Streptophyta; Magnoliopsida; Zingiberales; Musaceae.